Molecule: messenger RNA, 1893 nt
Organism: Apis florea (little honeybee)
Lineage: Eukaryota; Metazoa; Arthropoda; Insecta; Hymenoptera; Apidae
Cellular component (GO): MLL1 complex; nucleus
Source: RefSeq, a predicted model, not a curated record
CAUAAUUUAAUAAGCAUGGGCAAGAAUCAUAAACAUUUAAAACGCCUAAAAUCUGAAAAGGCAAAAAUAAAAUUAAAAAUAAUGAAGACAAAACAUCUACCAAAAGGAUUAAAUGUUACAGAUACAUCAUUUAAAAUUAAAAAAAUUUUAAUACAAGAACAAUUUAAACAAUAUGAUGAGAUGGAAAUACUUAGUAAGAGAAAACUCAAUGUCAAGGAUUUGUUAUUACGUUUACAACAUCAUAAUUCAACAGUUCGACAAGAUGCUGUAAAGGAAUUAAAAGAAAUUUUAUCAGAACAUACUAUAAAAUUAUUAAAUUCACAAUUUGGAUCUCUCUUGCAAGGCAUUUGUGCCUUGUCUCUUGAUAAAGAGAGAGAUAUAAGACGUAAUUCUUUGAAAGUUUUGAGUCUAAUCCUUGGUCCAAUUUCUAAUGAUCAGCUUAAUCCAUAUUGUGAUGUAUUGAUUUCUUACUUAAUAUGUGCUAUGACACAUAUAGAUUCUCAUAUUAAAGAAGAUGCUUUACUUUUUUUGGAUGUGCUUGUACAAAAUUGUAAUAAUAUUUUGGCAAAAAAUAGUUAUAAAAUAUUGCCAAAUUUUUUAGACAUGAUUUCUAAAUUGCAUACAGAAAUGAAACCUGGAAGACAAUUAGUAACAACUUUAAAUUCCAAGAAUACUAAUAUUAAAUGGCGGAUAAAAGUAUUGGAGAGACUUGCUACUAUGUUUAAUUCUAUUGUUACUUACUUUAAAUUUCAACAGACUAUUAGUUUAAAUGAAAAUAUAAAAAUUAUAAAUGUGAAUAAAAAUAUUAGAUAUGUUCCUAUUUAUAUGAAAACAAAUAUUCAGAAUUAUGAAAUUGAUUUUGAGAAAUUUAACAAUUUGGAAAAAAAUAAUAUUGAUAACAGUUUGAAUGCAGAUAAACUUAUAAAAUAUGUAGAAUUAUUAAUGCCACUUAUACUUGAGAGUUGGAUUGAAGUAUGUCCAAAUGAUAAAAAUGUAGAGAAUUCUACAUUUUUAAUUUCUAUGGAGGCAUUAGAAUUAUUAAAAAGUAUAGUAGAAAUAAUACAAUUAAUAAUUGAAUGCAUAGAUAUUUUGCAUACAGAAUGUGAUGUAAAUAUGAAAUUUUGGUUUAAAAAUAAUUUUGAGAAUUCUUAUACGAAAAAUUUAUUUUUGAAAUUUCCAUAUAAUAAAUUAAAUGCAGUUGGAAAUUUUCUUUCUUCAUUAAGAAAUAAAAAACGUCAACAAGAUUUUUCUAUAGAUGAAUCAUAUGAUGCUUGUUUAGGAUAUAAUUUAGGAAUUUGUCAAAUUUAUGUAUGGUUUACAUCCAUACAGAGAGAUGAUAAAAUUAUGUCUAAAUUAAAUAAAAAUUAUUGUAUAUCUGUUAUUAAAUAUUUAAAUGAAAAACUUGAAAAUUGGUCUGAUACAAAUAAUAUUGCAUUACCACAAUUGAUUAAGCUUUUAAGAAUGUUAUUUUUAAAAGCAAGUAAAAUUUGGUAUAAAAAUCAUUUUGAUUUGAGUAAAAGCUUACAAUUAGUUAUAAAUAUAUGUUGUAAUCAAUUUAAAAAUGAAAUGCAAUUACAAUUAUUUUCUGUCAUUAGUGACAUAAUGUUAGAUCAUACUUUACAUGAAUUGCAUAGAGAAAAUGCAUUUAAAAAAUUUAUCUCAACUUUGCCAAAUUUUUUGUUAAAACCAAAAAUACAUGAAAAUACAAUACAAAUAAUAAAUAAGAUUGUGCUUCGUUAUAAAGAUUGUAUUCAGAAUGAGCUUGUAAUAAAUUAUAAAGAUAUUAUAGAAAAUGCUAAAAAAAUUGAAAUCAUUGGAUCUAAAGAUGAUAAAAAAUCUCGUCUUAUGAUAUGUAAUUUGUUUUAUUUCAUGAAUACCCAAAUUUUCUAUUGA